AUCAGAAGAUAAAAGAGAAUUGUCUUAAAUUGUCUUUCUUCCCUUCCUCUGUAACACUAUGAGAAAUGUGGUUCUUUUUACGUUACUCAUGGGUUCUAAUUAUAUACACCGUUUCUUCUGGACUCUAUAUUGCACUUAUCAAUUUACAUUACAAAUUUGAUUACUUAACGGAUUGGUUUUGUAAUGAUUUUGAGACAAUUAAUGACGUUUACGACUAUAUCAUAGUGGGGGCUGGGACGGCUGGCUGUGUUUUGGCCGCUAGGUUGUCAGAAGACCCGACAGUGAACAUUUUGGUGAUUGAGGCUGGUGGUCGACCAUCGGCUCUCUUAGACAUCCCCAUUGCUGCUCCAAUGCUGCAAAAAACACCAUAUGAUUGGCAAUUUUAUACUGAGCCGCAGCAAAAUGCCUGUCUUGGACUCAAUGAACAGCGCAGCCCGUGGCCCCGAGGUAAAGUGGUGGGGGGUACAAGCAGACUCAACUACCUUGUCUACCUGCGUGGUCACGUAGCAGACUAUGACAGCUGGGUCAGUCCCGACUGUCAGCACUGGAGUCGAAAUGAGAUACGCAGCUAUUUUAAACGGGCAGAACGUCAGUUGGGCCAAUACGCCAACGACUCUGUGUUUCACUCCACCCUUGGCUCUAUACCAGUGUCAGACUUACUGCAUACGUCUGGUAUGAUGGACGGGCUUCUAGGCGCAGGAGAGGAACUUGGAUACAAGAUUGGAGAUCUUAACAGUGGAGAAACUCGGUUUAAAGGAGGGUUUAUGGCUACUCAGUCCACCACUAAAGAUGGUUCAAGGUUCAGUGCUGAUAAACUUUUAAUCGGAAGAAACAAUGUGAAGAUCCUGCCUUAUACUCAAGUCACAAAGGUGCUGCUGAGGCGCAAUUUUGAGGCAUACGGAGUCCGAGCUGUCCGCCAUGGUCACCGCCUGACCUUGCGUGCCCGCAGGGAAGUUAUCCUGUCUGCUGGCACGGUCGGAAGCCCCCACCUCCUGCUGCUCUCUGGGAUUGGUCCUGCAAAACACCUCCAAGAGCUUGGCAUCACAGUGGCAGUAGACCUUCCUGUAGGAGGGAAUCUGCAGGACCAUGUGGCUACAGGACUGGACCUGGUAGUGACCAAUCAGAGUUCUCCAUUGUCCUGGCAGACCGUUGUCAAUCCAUGGAACCCCAUCAGCUACUUGCUGGGACAAGGUCCAAUGACCCACCCAGGCUGUGAGGUGGUGGGGAUGGUGAACACUCUGGGUCGUACAGAUGAACUGCCCGACCUUCAGUUCAUGGCUCUGCCCGGUGGGUUGUCCAGCGAUGCUGGAGUAGUGCUCAAGAGGGUGAUGGGCAUCACGGACAAGCUGUGGAGGGAAUAUUUUGCAGAGUUGGUUGGUACUCCUGUGGCCACACUGCUGCCAACCCUGUUGCACCCUCACAGUCGGGGUUGUAUCAAGCUGAGGUCCAAAAACCCUAACGACCCUCCAGUCAUUGACCCCAGGUAUCUCAGUGACCCGAGGGACGUGCAGGUUCUUAUUAGAGGGCUACAACUACUAGUCCAACUGACAGAGACGGAGGCUAUGAGGAAGAUAGGGGGGAUGGUUUGGUCUACCCCCCUCCCCCCUUGUGCUCACCUCCCCCUCUUCACUCCCCCCUACUGGGAGUGUUACGUCCGCCACAUCACUGUCACUGCGUACCAUUUUGUCGGAACUUGCAGGAUGGGCUCGGAAAACGAUGCGACCGCAGUUGUUGAUCACAUGUUGCAAGUUCACAAAACAUCCCGACUCCGUGUCGUAGAUGCAUCAGUAAUGCCAACCAUGCCGAGCGCAAACAUAAAUGCAGCUGUGAUGAUGAUAGCGGAGAAAGCAGCCGAUUUGAUAAAAGCUCAUUGGCACCUGCAGUCCCUGCAGGUGUGCCACUUGCAAGAUGUGUUCCUCACCAGGCCUACCAACUGCCGUCACCAUUAGUAGAGAAAUUCACCUCUCAUACAUAAUAAUUCCCUAUUGUCUUUCCACCAAUGCAGGACACUUUGUGGUAAUAUGUAAACCAAAUUUUAAGAACAUAUAAGACAGCUAAAAAUAACCGAAAUGGUUAGUGUUUUUAGCUAAUUUUAUUAUUAGUCCAACAAUAAUUUUUAGGAAAAAACCACUUAAAGUGUGUUAAAGUGAUGUAUAAAACCUAUUUGCAAUUGAUUGGUUGGCAUAAUGUUGUGAAAAAUAAGUAAACCAAAAAACCUGUAAUGUAAGUUGAUUACUAC
Molecule: messenger RNA, 2239 nt
Organism: Macrosteles quadrilineatus (aster leafhopper)
Lineage: Eukaryota; Metazoa; Arthropoda; Insecta; Hemiptera; Cicadellidae
Product: glucose dehydrogenase [FAD, quinone]-like
Exons: 11
Coding region: 66-1949 (627 amino acids)
Molecular function (GO): flavin adenine dinucleotide binding; ecdysone oxidase activity
Source: RefSeq, a predicted model, not a curated record